Varanus komodoensis (Komodo dragon) is the source of this 1644-nucleotide messenger RNA. It is a transcript of the gene SELENOM, whose product is annotated as selenoprotein M. The transcript has 5 exons. The record is from RefSeq and is a predicted model, not a curated record. Gene Ontology annotation, cellular component: endoplasmic reticulum lumen. Lineage: Eukaryota; Metazoa; Chordata; Lepidosauria; Squamata; Varanidae. Gene Ontology annotation, molecular function: oxidoreductase activity.
UCAGUUGCUCGACGGUGCGGCCUCGGAGCGGCGCGAUGGCAGGAGUCCGGCUGCCCCGCUGGGCGCCGCUGCUGCUGGUGCUGACGGCGCUGGGACUGGGGCCGCUGAGCGCCUACGAGAUCGACUGGCGCCGUCUGGAGGGGCUGGCGCGGGGCAAAGUGGAGUCCUGCGGUGGAUGACGGCUGGACCGCCUGAAGGAGGUGAAGGCCUUCAUCACAGAAGACCUCCCUCUCUACCACAACCUUGUCAUGAAACACCUUGCUGGAGCCGACCCCGAGCUGGUGCUGCUCAAUUUCAAGUAUGAUGAGCUGGAGAGAAUCCCACUGACCGAGAUGACCCGGGAAGACAUCAACAAGUUGGUGCGAGAGCUGGGAUUUUACCGGAAGGAGGCCCCUGAUUCACCUGUCCCCAAGGAGUUCCAGUUUGCCCCUGCCCGACCUCCCUCCAAGGAACCUGGGAGUGAGCAUGCCGCCAGCGGAAAAGGGACCAAGGGCGGCGAACUUUAGGUUCGGGUGAUCCCGAAAACUGCAGCAUGUGGGCAUGCCACCUCAGUACGCCUGACAAGAACGCCGCCUCUUGCAACCACUGUCAGGGCAUCAUCUUAGCCAGGAUGGGCAGCUGGUGGGCCACAACAUCUGGAGGCCACCGCUCAUCAGCCCCACUCAGCGCAGCCGGGGUGAGGCCGAGCCUUGCAGAAGGCCGCAAGUUGCCCAUCCUGAUUUGGAUGCUUUCCAGUAUAUCUUUGUAACCAUGAGGGACAGAAACUUGCUUAAAAGCCUAAGCGGUGGAUUCUUUCGUCUUUACCACGUUUGGGGGCUAUUCUGGUCUCCCAUGGCUUACACACAUCAUAGCACAACAGAUCCUGCCAUGCACAAAGCACCAUGGGCUGAAUGCAGUUGGUGCCAAGAGCAGAGAGAUGAAUGUGUACAUGGCAGAGUCUACAGAAUCUUUCUUGCCUUUAAGGCAAAUUUCUAGUCCUCAUGGUCACAAAAGUACGCAUCUAGAUGAUGCAGGUCAGUCGUCUCAAGAGGCCAGAAGAUUUGCAGUGGGCCGAGUGUGGAUCUUCAGCUCUUCAGUCCCAGGUGCCAGCAGAAUAACAAGGGAACAGAUAAUGUGCAAAAUCAAAGGAACUGGGCAUUAUUCAUACUUAUGCGGAUGGCAGAAGCCAUUUUACUUUCAAAACAGUGCAGAGUGCCUGUUGUCCAGGGAAUGGGCCUAAAAGCCACAUGCAAGAAGGCGCACCCAUGUUCCGGGCACAAUAAGCAGGCAGCCCCAAUUCCUGUGAGACCAAGCUGGCCCUGGGUGAGCCAGGUCCUGCCGUUGAUUGUUCUGUGGCUGGUCUGCUGAGCUGUGCUGGGUCAGGGGCCUGCAGAUCCCGAGAAGCCCACUGGCUUGCGCACCGGCCUCGUCGGCCAGCACACCCGCCCUGCGUCCAGAAGGAGUCCCCGUAGAUUUCCCGCAGCGGUACCCUCAUCCGCAUGGGACAGCAUGAAGCCCUCUGUUGAAAGCUCUUGGUGCCGAGGGUGGAUGAGCAAUGUCUCAGCAGGCUUGGGAGGACAGCUGCCUGGAAAACGCUUCAGGGGCCAAGCCUUCAUUGACUGUGCAUCACCAAACCAAGCCCAGUAAAACCAGUCAUCCAUUGUG